GGGCAGCACAGAGCGCGACAGCGCACAGCACAGAGUGUUUUCCUGUUGACGUGUCAACGUCGCAACAAUCAUCCAAGUUUCGUAGUGCAAUUAUCUUGAUAUCAAAUAAUAUCUCUGAAUUUAAGAACAUCCGAUCCACACGAAUUGAGAAAAGUGAGUAGUCGUCGACGUACAUUGAAUAACGGGAAGAUUGCGAAACAGUUUAUUUUUUUGGAAAAUCGCGGAGGCACAGUUGGUCGCGGCCGCCAUGUCAUUGAAACGCGUUAAAAACGUUGCGAUGCGAGAGUACACUAGUUCGGAGGAUGAGGAGAGCGUGAACAAUGAUCAGAGUGAUAUGGAUUAUGAAAUUAUGUCAAACAGUCGCUCGGGGCAGUCUAAAAACGAGGGAUCAGUUUUGUCAGGUGGGAGAAAUUGCCGCGGGGGUGGGAGUCGAGGAACCACCAAACGACCGUGUCUAAACAGGAAUGCGCUUUUAGCGCGAGAGAAUCGUCGUCGGAAGAAAGAAUACCUGGAGAAAAUAGAGAACAAAUUAGCAUUUUUUAAGCAAGAGAAUAAAAAUUUGGCAAACACGAUACAACGUCAGAACAUCGAUUUGAAGCGUUUGAAGGGUGAGGUUUCAUACCUUCGUAACGUUCUGAACAACAGCAGCAGCAUAACAAAUCUCUUGCGGUCGAUGAAUGAAUCGUUAUCGACCCGAAGAGCUGCAGCAGGAAGCGAGAUUCGAUCGAAUCGAAAAUGCGCAGAGAGCGGAUACUCAAAACAGCUGCGGACCGCGAGUGAAUGGAACGGGAAAUUGGAAAGUGCCGGUGGCAAGUGCGGGGGAGGAAAACGCUGCGAAGAAACUGCUGCCGGAAUGAGGAAUAGACUUUCAACCAUUGGUGGUGAUUCUGAUCACACUUAUACCAAUUCGUCACGAGAUAGCUCCGAAGAAAAUUCUUACUCAAUCGAUAACAACGAAAAUCAUCCCUAUCUCGGUAACAACGAAAGUUUCAUCUUCAAGGACAGCUUUGACCUUGAACUUGAUCGCUUGCCACCAUUCGACGAGGACAUAUUCAACUCCGUCGAUAAUUUCGACGAAAAUCUUUCUCAGGAUCUUGAGACUUAUGAUUCUACGAAAUUGUUCGAUAACCUCGACAACAGUGGCAUUUGUCUCCACGUCAAUUCCGGAAAAAUCUCCCUCGAGUUUUGCUCCAUUUGCCAUCUCAACAGUGCCAAUUCCAUCGAGUGAUGCAAGGAUUCGUGAAAAAAAAUGAACUGGGAAAUGGAAUUUCCUCAAGGUUCAUCUUCGUCUACCUUGAAACGCUUUGAUUGAUAAUAUUCUGCGAAUUUGGUCGAUUACGCGAUUUGUAUCGCACAUUCAAUGGUCGGUAUUUCGUCUCCAUACGCAUUAUCACAUGCUCUUCGUAAUACAUCAAAAACUGUUUUCUUACCUUACUCGCAGCUAUUGUUAUUUUUUUCUGCCCAAUCGAUUGUCAAUGCCUCGCAUCUGACACGUUUUCUGGGAGACCUUAUCUCUUCCGAUUGCCCCAAUAUUUUUAUAUAAACUUCGAUGAAUUUUGUAUUAUUAUUAUUAUUAUUUUGUAAGCUGUGUCAUAGAGAGAUUGUAAAAAAAACUUGUGUCACCGACUCUUGUUAUCUUCGUCAAACACACACGUGUAACAUUUUUUCCUCCGAGGUUGUAAAGAUUGUUUCAUUUUUGCAGGGCGGCGAAACUUGGUGGGAAUCAAGUGGCACUUGGAAUUGUGUUCUAAAGUCGUCUCAGUGUGAAAAUUGGAACUAGUCUCGGAGCCGCAAUCUUCCCCCAUAUUUGCAUUUAUCAAUAAAUAAUGCAUCGUUUACACAAAAAAAGAACAGGUUGAGUAUAAACAAGAAAAUGUAUCGUUCCACCAUUGAUUAUUCGAAAACGUCAGUGUCCUCGAGCAUCUAUCAUAAAUUGUCGAGUUUCAAACAAAACUUUCAAUAAGUAUGAAAAUCUUGCAUCAAGAAUUUGUCAAUUUUUCACGACAAAAGAAAAUACAAACGAGACAAGACACUGUAGGCGUGAUGGAUCGUUAAACAGUUUAUUUCUCAUCCGAAUGGACAUUUAAGUUUCAGCCUGCACAACCAAAGGGCAACGAAGGCCGUGGACCAACUUUCUGCGAUAAUCUUCGAUCACCGGUGAAGCUCAUUGGUAAUUUUCUGUGCGCCCGCCCUUAAAAACCGGACAGGCCAGUCUCUCGAUCGCCCGUUCGCAACUUCCAUCCUCGUAACGAUUCAAUAAAAAAAAAAUAAAAAAAAAAAAGGAAAGCAAGCGUACCAUUACCAAUUGAGCUUAAAACAUUGUACAGUAAACAUUAUGUUAGAAAAAAAUAAUAGAAGUAGCUUGGCGUAAUUUCGAGACUGUCCUAAUGGUUUGUUUCAUUUACAUGUUUACAAUUGCAAAAAAGGAACAAUUAUGCAAAAAAUGUGUAUAUCUCUUUAGCAAUUUCGGAGGAAAAAAAUGAUUUUCUAUUGGAAUUUUGUCAACCAUAAUUAACAAAAUUUGUUAUGAUUUUUUAAGAAACUUAUAGGAAAUGACGUUUACGUGUAUUUGUACGUAAUUGAUACAUAGUAAAGAUGAUUCAUUGCGGAGCACA
Messenger RNA from Venturia canescens, 2615 nucleotides. Its product is annotated as probable serine/threonine-protein kinase ifkA. Gene Ontology annotation, biological process: regulation of DNA-templated transcription. The transcript has 3 exons. Lineage: Eukaryota; Metazoa; Arthropoda; Insecta; Hymenoptera; Ichneumonidae. The record is from RefSeq and is a predicted model, not a curated record. Gene Ontology annotation, molecular function: DNA-binding transcription factor activity. The coding region runs from base 248 to 1228 and encodes 326 amino acids.